UUUAACCGUCGUGAGAGCUGAAAAGCGUCAUAAAAGCACACCCAGCCAUACUCUAUACCUACUGUCUGGUGACUAGUGUCCGACGUUCACGAACGAAAUUAGUGCUGUGUACCUGUACAUGUAACAAUAUUAAUAUUUUUAUGUAAUUAAAGACUUCAGGAUGACCGUCGUGUGCUGUCGAUGACUAUUACACACCUCGAAAUAAUGCUCGCAACAAUGACGACAAAAUUUUACAAGUAUAAGAAGCGUAGCACAGUUUUACCUACAAUGCGUCAAUAAAUUAAUUGUGAAUCGGUGUCUUCUGUCUUUAAUAUAAAACUAGGAUGAUAUUGUGUACAGGUCUGAAUAACGGAGACAUCAUGAGCGCGAUACUCGGCAGGCCUGACUACCUGGCCUGCAUGGGCAUUGGCACUGCCAUGAAGACAUCAUGCUACGUUCCAUUGUUGCUGGCGGCUAUAGCCUACUUCAAUUUCCACAAGUACGAUGUAAAAGAUCCAGAAGGUUGCAUUCCCGACAUCGAUGAGUCUAAACUUCUAUUCGAAUACGACUUCAUCAUAGUAGGUGCGGGUUCUGCAGGUUCCGUGGUGGCAAACAGAUUAUCAGAAAAUGGAAACUGGAAAAUUCUUCUACUAGAGGCUGGUGGUGAUGAGACUGAAAUAUCCGAUAUUCCUCUGUUAGCUGGAUACUUACAAAAGAGUGAAUUAGACUGGCAAUAUUCUACAGAGCCUAAUGAAAACUGCUGUUUGGCAUUAGAAGGCCGUAGAUGCCGCUGGCCGCGUGGGAAAGUUCUUGGUGGCAGCUCCGUUUUGAACUACAUGCUCUACUUGAGGGGCAACAGGAAAGACUACGACACGUGGCAAUCCUUGGGCAAUAAGGGAUGGGGAUACGACGAUGUACUAUACUACUUUAAAAAAUCAGAAGACAACGAAAACCCCUCCUUAGCAGACACUCCUUAUCAUGGCACAGGGGGAUAUUUAACUGUAUCUGAGGCUCCUUAUCACACACCUCUGGUUGAAUAUUUUGUCGAAGCUGGAAAAGAAUUAGGUUAUGAGAAUAGGGAUAUAAAUGGUGAAAAACAUGCCGGGUUUAUGAUUGCUCAGGGCACGUUGCGAAACGGCAGUCGGUGUUCUACUGCCAAAGCAUUUCUAAGGCCAGCUAAAAAGCGUCCGAAUCUCCACAUAUCAUUAAACUCAUUUGUAACUAAAGUGCUAAUAGACCCCAAAACAAAAACCGCAUUUGGUGUCGAGUUUGUCAAGAAUAAUAAGAUCAAUCGCGUCAGAGCCCGGAAAGAAGUGAUAUUAUCAGCUGGAUCAAUUAAUUCGGCUCAGUUGUUAAUGUUAUCUGGCAUUGGGCCAUCUGAAGAAUUAACCAAACACCGAAUACCGGUAAUUCAGAAUUUAAAAGUUGGCUAUAACUUGCAAGACCACGUAGCUGCAGGAGGUAUCGACUUCUUACUGCAGAAAAAUGCACAUGAAGCAGUUGAUGUUGAUUGUGGAUCGUUAAGUACUUUAAUGAAUUAUGCCGUUAAUGGGACAGGACCUUUGAGUAUUCUGGGAGGAGUUGAAGGUUUAGCGUUUGUUAACACUAAGUAUGCAAACGCGAGUGAUGAUUUUCCCGAUAUCGAGUUUCACUUUCAAACUAGAACCACAAGUAGUGAUAAAGGAAGAGAGUUUAGAACGAUUCAAGGAAUUACUGAAGACUUUUUUAAUGCAGUGUUUGCACCGGUCACUAAGCCAACGUGGUCCAUCAUGCCUAUGUUGUUGAGACCAUAUAGCAAAGGUCGCAUACAGCUAAAAAGUGCCGACCCCUAUGACCCUCCCCUUAUAUACCCCUAUUAUUUCUCAGAUGAAAACGAUAUGGAUAUAAAAACUCUGGUCGAAGGAGUGAAGAUCGUAUAUGCUCUGUCGAAAACGAAAGCUAUGCAGUAUUUCGAAUCAAGAUUUAAUCCGAACAUUUUUCCUGCUUGCAAAAAUGUACCACGGUUCAGUGAUGCGUUUUGGGAGUGUAUGAUCCGGCAGUUUACGGCGACAGUGUAUCACCCGGUGGGGACCACCAAGAUGGGUCCGAACUGGGACCCCGACGCGGUAGUGGACGACGAACUCCGGGUGUACGGGGUGAAGGGGCUGCGCGUCAUCGACGGGAGCAUCAUGCCGCUCAUGGUGAGUGGAAACACCAACGCUCCCAUCAUCAUGAUAGGCGAGAAGGGAAGUGACAUGAUCAAGAAGUAUUGGUUAAAGGAAGGAAAGUAUCGACAUUAGUGUAACGUAGGUGUUGUCUUAUAUAAAUUACGUUGAUAUAAUAAAUAUAGUGCUAUGAUACCUGUCCACGCUGAAUGCUAUGUCAAGUAUGACGUGGUCAAAGACACUGCAAAAUAGGUGAAAACUGACCGUAGUCAUACUCAAGAUUAUGUUGUGCCUCUAUUAAAAUUAAAACACGCACCAAAGACAUAUUGUAAGAUAUCUAACUGUUAACAUUUUCAAAAAGAUACUUAAAUAACUGAAUAAAAUAAAAAGAUUUUGAAGCGGAUUUUCUCAUAGUAUUCUUUAAGGAUUGUCUGAAAUAAACAAUUUUUAUUUUUA
Messenger RNA from Cydia pomonella (codling moth), 2579 nucleotides. Its product is annotated as glucose dehydrogenase [FAD, quinone]-like. Gene Ontology annotation, molecular function: flavin adenine dinucleotide binding; oxidoreductase activity, acting on CH-OH group of donors. Bases 324 to 2258 code for a protein of 644 amino acids. The record is from RefSeq and is a predicted model, not a curated record. Lineage: Eukaryota; Metazoa; Arthropoda; Insecta; Lepidoptera; Tortricidae. The transcript has 4 exons.